AUGGCUGAUAUGGAUCAGUGGAGAGCUGAUGAGGAGAAGAAUAGAGCUGAAUAUGACAAGAGUAAUGAGGAUCUCAUGGCCCAAAUACGGGCGAUCGUGGCUUCUUUCACCCAGGCAUCACAAGUUGACUACACUCAUCACAAGGUUUUUGAGGAUCUCAUGGCCCAAAUACGAGCUGAACGAGUCACGUUCAGUCCUAUUUACAUAUUGGCUCUUCACUACAUUAUUUGCUCAUUUUUGUUCAGAUGUGGCUUGUCACGGUGGAAGCUAACCAAAAACAAGGUUGAGAAGAAAGGUGUUCCUGCUAAGGUGGUUUGGUAUUUCCCUCCUAUUUCAAGAUUUAAGCGCAUGUUUAAAUCUUUAGAGACCUCGAGAAAUUUAACAUGGCAUGCAGAUUCUACAAGAGUUGUUGGUCAGUUACGUCAUCCAGUUGAUUCACCAUCAUGGAAGUUGGUGGAUCAUAUGUGGCCUGAAUUUGAAAGUGAGCCAAGAAAUCUUCGCCUAGCACUUGCAGCUGAUGGCAUUAAUCCUCAUAGCAACCUUAGCAGUCGGUACAGCUGUUGGCCAAUCAUGUUGGUCAACUAUAAUUUACCUCCAAAUAUGUGCAUGAAGAGGAAAUACAUCAUGCUAACUAUGCUCAUUUCAGGGCCUAAGCAGCCUGGAAAUGAUAUUGAUGUCUAUCUGGAGGUGCUAGUUGAAGAUUUGCAACGAUUGUGGGAAGGAGUUGAUGGAGUCUAUGAUGCUUAUCGAAGGCAGUUCUUCACUCUUAAAGCAGUCUUAUUAUGGACCAUCAAUGACUUUCCUGCCUAUGGUAACCUUAGUGGAUGUACUACACAUGGUUAUUAUGCAUGUCCAGUAUGCGGAGAAGAUACUUAUGCAAGACACUUGGAAAAUGGGAAGAAAAUGUCAUUUGCUGGCCAUAGAAGAUUCCUAUCACGGUUUCAUCCCUAUCGUAGGCAAAUGAAGGAGUUUAAUGGCAUAGAGGAACUUGAAGAAGCAGUUAGACCAUUAUCUGGGAUUAAGUUGUUUGACAAACUUUCUGACAUAAGGUGUGAGUUUGGAAAGAAGAUAAGUGUGAGAGGGAAAAUAAAGAAGGCAAAGGCUAAUAAGUUGGAAGCCAAUAUAGAAGAAAAAGAUUUAGGAGCAACAAAUUUCAGAAAAUGUUGGAAGAAGAAGUCAAUCUUUUUUAAUAUUCCUUACUGGAAACACCUGCAUGUAAGGCAUUGUCUUGAUGUUAUGCACAUUGAGAAAAAUGUCUUUGAAUCCCUCAUUAAUACUUUGAUGAAUGUUAAAGGAAAAACCAAGGAUAAUGUGGCAGCUAGAUUGGACAUGGUUGAGAUGGGAAUUAGGCCUGAAUUAACACCUAUAGUUGGGGAGAAGAGAACAUAUCUUCCUCUUGCUGCGUGCUCAUUCACAAAAAAAGAAAAGUUGCAAGUGUGCAAGUCAUUAAAGGAUAUAAAAGUUCCAGAAGGUUUCUCUUCGAACAUGAAUAAUAUUGUGUGCAUGGAUCAGUUGAAGUUGACUUGCUUGAAAUCCCAUGAUUGUCAUGUAUUAAUGCAGCAUUUCUUGCCAAUAGUCAUACGUGAUGCACUGCCAAAACAUGUUAGAUAUGCCAUCAUAAGAUUAUGCUUCUUCUUCAAAGAUAUUUGUUGCAAAGUUAUAGAUGUAGCCAAGUUAGAUAAGAUGCAAUCUGACUUGGUUGUUACACUCUGCUUAUUGGAGCAAUAUUUUCCCCCAUCUUUCUUCGAUAUCAUGCUUCACUUAACUGUCCAUCUUGUUCGAGAAGUCCGAUUAUGUGGACCAAUUUACUUCAGAUGGAUGUAUCCAUUUGAAAGAAGCAUGAAGGUGGCUGCUGAAAUUGACAGUUGCAAUGGUGGAACAACAUCGACAUUAACAUGGUUGGCCCAUGGACCGCGUGUGCAAAUCCUUAAGUAUAAUAGUUAUGUGAUAAAUGGUAAUUUAUACCAAACAAAGGCGCGGGAUGAUGACAGAGUUUGUCAAAACAGUGGGGUUUCUUUAGUUGCCAACACAAUGCUUGUGUGUAGUGCUAAAGAUAAGAAUCCCUUGCUAGCUGAUGUAUCUUACUAUGGAGUGAUUGAAGAAAUAUGGGAAUUAGACUAUCAUCAAUUUCACGUUCCUCUUUUCAAGUGCGCAUGGGUUGCAAAUGAUAAAGGAAUAAUCAACAACGAUGAAUGUGGUUUCACCUUAGUUAAUUUGAACAAACGAGGACACAAGAAUGACGAAUUUGUGCUUGCAAGUCAAGUCAACCAAGUCUUUUAUAUUGAUGAUCCAUUAAAAAAUGGGUGGUCAAUUGUGCUCCCAGUUCCAAAUAGAUGUUAUGAGGGAGAUGAUGAUGAUUGGAGCAGUAUUCCAGAUUCUCGACCAAUCGAUGAUGUUGAUACUCAUAGUAUUCCUGCACAUGAAAGAUAUUUUAGAUCAGAAAUUGAGGGUGUAUGGGUCACAAAAAAGAAAAAAUGA
Messenger RNA from Zingiber officinale, 2478 nucleotides. RefSeq lists its product as uncharacterized. The record is from RefSeq and is a predicted model, not a curated record. The transcript is spliced from 5 exons. Lineage: Eukaryota; Viridiplantae; Streptophyta; Magnoliopsida; Zingiberales; Zingiberaceae. Bases 1 to 2478 code for a protein of 825 amino acids.